Molecule: messenger RNA, 5919 nt
Organism: Plutella xylostella (diamondback moth)
Lineage: Eukaryota; Metazoa; Arthropoda; Insecta; Lepidoptera; Plutellidae
Gene: Smg6
Product: Smg6 nonsense mediated mRNA decay factor
Biological process (GO): nuclear-transcribed mRNA catabolic process, nonsense-mediated decay
Cellular component (GO): telomerase holoenzyme complex
Molecular function (GO): protein binding; telomerase RNA binding; telomeric repeat DNA binding
Source: RefSeq, a predicted model, not a curated record
AAAAACCGUACUUUUCCGUAUUUUUAUCGAUAACCUGCGACUGCGACAAAUGCUUCAAUUUCUAGACAAGAGAGACAAACAACUGUCCCUGAAAUACAACAAUUUUUUCAGAAAAAUAGUGAAAUAAAUAGGUUUAAAUUUUACAAUGUUUUAUAAGUAGAAGAUAUCAUCAAUUUGAGAUAUGAUAGUACAAUAAAUUUACCCAACAGUUAUUUCUCUUUGCUAUGGAUGAUGAUUGGAAGGAAUACAGAAGAAAUAAGCCUCAACAAAAGUUGUACAAGCCCGGCAGCGGCCCACUGAGGAGGUCAGGGUACGCUCUAGACCCCACAAUGAAUUCCUACGACGUCAGUAACGGCCCUCGAGGCAGAGAACAGAACCACUACGGAUCAAAAAAUUCAAUAUAUGAAGAUGACUUGUCCAGCAAAAAAGACCACUCCACAACCAGACACAGAAAGCCGGAGCAGCCGCUGUACGUGCCCCGCGCCGCCGACCUCAAGGGGGACAGUGACAGACACUCCAGUUCUUCUAUGAGGAGUGAUAGUGUUAAUCAGUCUUUUAAUAAGAGGCAUUCAAAUAAUAAGAAUGACAGGCAAGGCUACAACAGUACCGGGUACUCACGAGGCCCCUCCAGGAGGGACCGGGGCUAUGUGGAUACCCACAACAAAGAUGCAGCGAACAAUGAUGUGAACUACAACCGCAGCUACAGACAGGUGUCGGAGCCCAGGUCAGUGUCUCCAUCGCGGCGCGCGCCCACGCCCGGCGCGCCCGGCACCCCCGACCGCAACCGAGACACCAGGAGCAUGGAGACCUCAGGGCGACACAACACAGCUGCCGGUGGGAAACCUCCCAGUGGAAGAAGGAACUCGGCUGGGUACCCCAAUGAUACACCAAUACCAAAGUACAGGAUCAAUUUAGAAAAUUUGCCUCCUAGACUGAAGAAAAAGUUUUUAGAACAAUCAGGUCACAGUUUUGACAGUGCAGACCACAACACCAGAGACAGGUUUGCCAACAAUGCUCACCAGCAGAGCUUCAACCCAGCGACUCCUCACAACCAAACUACCACCUGGUCGCAGACACUACCCACCCGGGGGAGGGGUCGUCUCCGGGAUAAUGAGAGCUUUGACAGAGAUAAAUUUAUCAACACAUAUUUGAAGACACAGGAAAUUCACAAUAAUUCAAGACGUUCAACUCCAAGUAGCUCCUACAUGAAUCUGUAUGAACCUCAUUCUAUAGAGAGUCAUGUGUCCCUCGGAGACAACAACCAUGUGAACCAUGUGGAACACCCACCAGCCCCAGAAGCACUGACGAACGGCGCGGCGGAGGCUCACAGCCGCCGGGAGGAGCCCCGGGACGCGCCGAGCCGCCGGGAGGAGGCGCCCAGCGGCGCGGGGUCGGACAGCGAGCCCGCCUCCUGCGGCUCCACCAGCCUCAUGGAUAUGACCAACUUGGACUGGACCGAGGAAGUAGAGAAGAGCAUGAAGCUGGAGUCGGGCGGCUCCUCGUCCAGCUCACCGACGCCGCUCGCGUCCGCCUCCACGCAGGACCCGCGUGUAGCGGUGCGCCCCGAGACCAAGGAGGCCAAGAGAAGCGCCCGGUCUAAGCGGAGGGACAAGAGAAGUUCAAGCCGCGGUCAGAAGAAGAGCGACCGGCGGCGGGACAACGCGCAGUCGGACAUCCCCGCCCCCGCCCCCGCGCGCGCCGGGGGGCGGGAUCGCCGGGACAGCGGGCCCCAAGACGUCCGGGCUAGAGAACGCCGGGAUAGUGGCUCCCAAGAUGUCCGGGCUAGAGAGCGUAGAGACAGUGGGUCCCAAGACGUCCGUGCCGGCCGCGAGCGCCGCGAUAGCCACCGCAGUAACCGCUCGUCCAACAUCGGCAACAGUCGGGACGACCUCGACCGCUGGCGCUCCCUGCGGUCAUUCAGUAGAGAGCAGAGCGCGGAGGGGCGAAUAGUAUCACAGUGCAAUAGCAGAGACACGUCGGCAAACAGAGCUCUAAGUCCAAGAGAUAACGACGGUUUUAGAGUGCCAUCAGCUGUUCCGAAGAAUGCAGCGUGGACGGCUUCUAAUCAGAAAAAGAGCAACGGCAGUUGGGUGCCCGCUCGCACACCGAGUGUCGACCGGGGGCGCGAGUCCCCGGCCCCCGACGCGGCCCCCGAGCCGGCGGGGGGCGGGGGCCGCCGCUCGCGCCGCCGCGCCGGGCGCCGCCGGGGCCGCGGGGGCGAGCCCGUCGCGCCCCCCGUCCCGCACCCCGCCGGGGCCACGCCCGCUCCCACUAAUGUGAACUGGAGGGACGAGAUCAAGGAGUCGAAGAAGUUUUCAGUUCAGGAUCGGUUGGAUAGACAUCAAGAAGUGAACCGGCAGCGGCUCGCCAGCACUGCGUCAGACAAGGCGGAGUGCCCCGCGCCGCCCGCCGGCCUGCUGGUACUGCCGGCUGCGCUGCCGCAAGCCAACAACCACAACACCGGUCGAGAAGGUUCGACAGAGACACAGAAGAUGUUGUACGACCCGCACAACCCGUCGCGGCCUAUCAUGGUGGCGGCGCAGGCCAAGCAGGACCCACGGAUGAACAGAGCCCCCAGCGAGCAGUGGUCAUCGUCCUCUACCGAGGCGGCGGGCGCGCAGGCGCUGGCGGCGCGGCACCGCGCGCUGCUGCAGCAGGUUGACCGCGCCGACGCCGCGCUGCAGGCGCACCUGGCCGCCCCCGCCGCUGCGAGGGAUGGCGCCGUCGCCGACACCAGAAAAUUCUUGCAAGAAGCGCUAGAGAAGCUCCUGAUGACGGACCUCAAGUACUGCCAGGCGGACAACAUCGAGCACCACUUCUGGAAGAUCCUGUACUACAACUUCAUCGAGGUGCUGCGGAAGCGCCUCGCGGCCGCCGCGCCCGCCGACCGCGCCGCCACCGUCGCGCAGAUCAACGCCAUCAUCGACGACGGAAACACAUACUUCGAACAACUCGUGCAAACGCUCGAGAAAACAUACAAGUUCAACACAGAAGAUUACAUCAACGACAACCACUGCCUACCUCCUAAAGGGCUAGGCUACGUCGGGCUAGCUCUAGUCUCGGUGCAGAAGCUCUAUGUGUUCCUCGGAGACCUGGCCCGGUAUAAGGAGCAGGUGAAUGAGACCAAUAACUACGCGAAGAGCAAGUUUUGGUACACGAAAGCGCAACAGGUUAAUCCUAAGAAUGGUCGGCCGUAUAAUCAGUUGGCUAUUUUGGCGAUAUAUGCGAGAAGGAAAUUGGACGCGGUGUAUUACUACAUGAGGAGUUUAAUGUCGUCCAACCCGUUCCAUUCAGCAAGGGAAAGUUUGAUCUCAUUAUUUGAUGAAAAUAGGAAAAAGUACGAAGCGGCGGAGCGCAAGCGGCGCGCACUGCUAGAAGCCAACAACCCCUCCGCCACGACGCCGGCGGGCGCGGGCGCGGGGCGCGGGCUGCGGCGCGAGGUGUGGGUGCGGCCCAGCGGCGGGCGCACCACGCGGCUGCGCCACGACCGCAGCCCCGACGACCGCCUCGCCUCCAUGACGCCGGUCGAGCUAAAUAAAAACUUCAUAACCAGCUACCUACACGUGCAUGGGAAGCUCGUUACCAAAAUCGGGAUGGAGUCGUUCCACGCGAGCAGCGCGCGCAUGCUGCGCGAAUUCCGCGCGCUGCUGCACCUGCAGCCGCUGCCCACGCCGGCCGCGCGCCUGCUGCAGCUCACCGCGCUCAACAUGUUCGCCGUCGAGACCAACGCGCCCUCCGGCACCCAAGGCUCCACGACAACCGGCUCCCGCUCGGCGUGGCUCGAGUGCGCCGUGUCGGUGGCGCUGCUGAUGUUCGGCGCGCUGCUGGAGCGCUGCUGCGCGCUGCUGCCCGCGCCGCCCGCCUCGCAGCAGCGGGCCGACGCGCUGCUGCUGCUGCCCGCCAUCAAGGUGUGGUCGGACUGGAUGCUGUGCCACAGCAGCGUGUGGAACCCGCCGCCCUCCUUCGACAACUACGACAUCGGCACCGACAAGGACCCGUGGGACUGGCUGGCGCGCCUCAUGAACAUCCUGGAGACGCUCGACGACAAGUCCAUCGUCUUCGAAACUGAAAUGAAAGAAGGCUACUCGCCAGUGCGACUACCCGAAGACUCGCUGCUAGCCGGCUUCACCCCGCUCAUGUACAUGGAGCCGGCCGCGGCCUUCGUGCGGCGCGCCCCCGCCCCCGCCCCCGCGGGCCCCGAGGGGACGGCCCCCGCGCCCCCCGCGCCCCCCGCGCCCCUCGCGCCGCAUCUCGCCGAGCACGCCUUGAGGACGAGGAAGCUGCUGUUCUUUGGCACCGAAUACCUGGUGGGCGUGGAGCCGGCGGUGCUGCGGCUGGAGUGCCCGGCCGGCGCGGCGCCGCGCUACGCGAGCUGCGUGCCGCGCGCCGCGCCGCCGCCCGCGCCGCUGCACGCCUUGUCGGAAGACUCAGCGGAAGAGGAAGAGGACGACAUGAAAGAGACAGCUAGCCCGCCGAGCCCGCCGAGUGCGAGGGGGACGGCGAUAGAGGCGGAGGGGGCGGACGAGGCCACCCGGCGGCUGCUGAGGCGCAAGGAGCAGCUCGAGGACAGGCGGGCCACUAUGGAGAGAAGGCAGAAAAGGAUGCAGGAGCUGGUGGCGGGCGGCUGGGUGCGCGCGGAGGUGACGGUGCGGCCGCGCUGGCUGGUGCCCGACACCAACUGCUUCAUCGAGCACCUGCCGCUGCUGACGCUCCUGGCGCGCCCGCAGCCCUACCUGCUGGCCGUGCCGCUUGUUGUGGUGACAGAACUGGAAGGGUUGAGUCGCUGCGGGCGCGUGGGCGCGGCGGCGGCGGCGGCGCUGGCGUGGCUGGGCGUGGCGGGGGCCGCGGGGGGUGCGGGGGCGCCGCCGGGCGUGCGCUUCGCCACGUCGCGCGGCUCGCUGCUCGCCUCGGCCGCGUUCACCGCCGAGCAGGAAACCGCCCGGGCGACCAACGACGACCGAGUGCUGGCCACCGCGCUCAAUCUACACGCCAAUAUUCCCAGUGAGCCUGAGUCGGGCGAGGCGGGGUCGCGGCGCGUGUGCUCCGUGGUGCUGCUGACGGACGACCGCAACCUGCGCGUGAAGGCGCUGGCGGCCGACCUGCCGGCGCGCGACCUUCCCUCCUUCGUGGCCUGGGCCGCGCUCGCCCCAGACCCUAUCGCGCCGGAGGGCGGCGGCGCGGCGCAGUGACUCGCGCGACCCACCCGCCCCCGGCUGAUGUCUCUGGUCUCAUUAUGAUACAUGUCUCGCUCUAGGACACAUACAAUGUCUGUUAACACGCCCCUCUCACUACGACUAAGUGAUUUCCUUCGUUCGUUAUUUUAUAGAAAAUAAUUAUGACUUAAUAUUACGGAAGACAACGUGCUUACAGAUUAUAUUAGAUUAGAUGAAAGUGCAAGAUGGCGGCGCGACGCUCGCGCCCUCUAGAGUAGGAAUUGAAUAGUAUAAAUAAGUAUAAAACUAAUUGAAUACACCAAUAGUCGGAUAUAAUAGUUAUUAAAUUUUGUUAAGAGCUUCAGGGUUCCACCUGUGUGUUCCUUGGGCCAGUUUUUACAUGCUUUUUGUAUUUCUUAUUUGUUUUUAAGGUAUUAGAGAAUCGUAAAUGUAAUGAUAAAUGAGUUGUAGUUACUAUAUUUUGUAUUAUAUUGAGUACAGUUUUAUGAUUUUAUAGUUAGGUAGUAGUAUGGAAUGAUGUACACUAUCUAACGUAACAAGUACAGGACGCAUGCUCUUUGCUCUACUUUUAUUUUUUUAGUACAUAAUAUUGUGUCGCAGGAGCGUCGAGUUUUGAUCAAUGACGAGGCGCACUAGAAUCGUGAAAGUAUUUUAUUAAAUUCUAACCUCUUCACGAGAUUAAUCGAAAUAUUAUUUGUGUACAGCUUAACUUUUAACAAUUGUCUUGUGCCAUUACACGUAACCU